Messenger RNA from Eutrema salsugineum, 3781 nucleotides. RefSeq names its product phytochrome E. Lineage: Eukaryota; Viridiplantae; Streptophyta; Magnoliopsida; Brassicales; Brassicaceae. Gene Ontology annotation, biological process: regulation of DNA-templated transcription; red, far-red light phototransduction; protein-tetrapyrrole linkage. The coding region runs from base 297 to 3668 and encodes 1123 amino acids. The transcript has 4 exons. The record is from RefSeq and is a predicted model, not a curated record. Gene Ontology annotation, molecular function: photoreceptor activity; protein homodimerization activity; phosphorelay sensor kinase activity.
GAGAAUAAUUUGUGGGCGAUUCAUUCUAGUUGAGCCUGAUUGGGUCGUCAAAACUUUUAUUACGUAUAAAAGGUCGGUUAUCCUGUUGGUUUUGAUGGAUUCAACAAAUAAUUGAAUUUUUUUUUAAUUCAACAGAGUUAGAAAAUAACUCAAAAAGCACUGAAGCUAGAAAAGACAAAGCUUAAAAGAAAGAGUUGCAAAUAAAAAACACGAAUCCCAAAAAUCAAAAUAUCAAUCUUUUUAAUUUUUUUCUCCGAUCGAAUAAAACUCCCUCCUCACUCUCUAUUUUUCCAAUUAUGGGAUUCGAGAGCACUUCAUCAGCUGCAAGCAACUUCAAACCUCUCAGCGGCGAUUCAAAACCUCAAAAUGGCGGCGAUUCAAGACUUCAAAAUUCCAACACUGCUCAAUACUCUGUUGAUGCUGGUCUUUUCGCGGAUUUCAACCACUCCAUUUACUCGGGCAAGUCUUUUAACUACUCCAAAUCUGUGAUUUCGCCGCCUAACAACAUUUCUGAUGAGCACAUAACUGCUUAUCUAUCUAAUAUCCAAAGAGGCGGCCUUGUUCAGCCAUUUGGUUGUUUGAUUGCUGUCCAAGAGCCUAGUUUUAGGAUACUUGGUGUUAGUGAGAAUUGUAUUGAGUUUCUUGGUCUGUCUCUUGCUUCGAGCUCUCAUUCGAGUGAGUUUAAGGUUAAGGGUUUGAUUGGAAUCGAUGCGAGGACGCUUUUUACGCCUACUUCAGGAGCUUCUUUGGCUAAAGCUGUUUCCUUUACUGAGAUUUCGUUGUUGAAUCCGGUUUUGGUUAAUUCUAAGACGACCCAGAAGCCUUUUUAUGCUAUACUUCACAGGAUCGAUGCAGGGAUUGUGAUUGAUUUGGAGCCUGCUAAAUCUGGAGACCCGGCUUUGACUCUUGCCGGUGCAGUUCAGUCUCAGAAACUUGCGGUUAGGGCUAUUUCUAGGCUGCAGUCGCUUCCCGGAGGAGAUAUUGGUGCUUUGUGUGAUACUGUUGUGGAAGAUGUUCAGAGACUUACCGGUUAUGACCGUAUUAUGGUCUAUCAGUUUCAUGAAGAUGAUCAUGGUGAAGUUAUUUCUGAGAUCAGAAGAUCAGAUUUGGAACCUUAUUUGGGUUUACAUUACCCUGCAACAGAUAUUCCUCUAGCCGCUCGGUUCUUGUUCAAACAGAACCGUGUCCGGAUGAUUUGUGAUUGCAAUGCAACUCCUGUUAAGGUUAUUCAAAGUGAUGAACUAAAGAGACCACUUUGUUUAGUCAAUUCCACUUUGAGAUCUCCUCAUAGCUGCCACACGCAGUACAUGGCGAAUAUGGGCUCUAUUGCUUCUCUUGCACUCGCAAUUGUGGUAAAGAACAAAAGUUCAACUAAGCUCUGGGGAUUAGUCGUGGGUCAUCAUUGUUCUCCUAGAUACAUUCCAUUCCCAUUACGGUAUGCUUGUGAGUUUCUGAUGCAAGCAUUUGGACUUCAGCUUCAAAUGGAGCUUCAGUUAGCGUCACAGUUAGAAGAGAAGAAGGCUAUGCAGACACAUACCUUAUUAUGCGAUAUGCUUCUCCGCGAUACUGUUUCCGCUAUUGUGACACAAUCUCCGGGUAUUAUGGACCUUGUGAAGUGCGAUGGAGCGGCUUUAUAUUACAAGGGGAAGUGUUGGUUGGUUGGUGUUACUCCUAAUGAGUCACAAGUUAAAGACUUGGUGAAUUGGCUGGUGGAGAAUCAUGGUGAUGAUUCGACGGGUUUAACCACUGAUAGUUUGGUCAAUGCGGGAUACCCUAGUGCCAUCUCACUUGGAGAUGCAGUUUGCGGUGUGGCUGCUGCGGGGAUUUCUUCAAAAGAUUACUUACUUUGGUUCAGGUCCAACACUGCAAGUGCAAUCAAAUGGGGAGGAGCUAAACAUCAUCCAAGGGAUAGAGAUGAUGAUGGGAGAAUGCAUCCAAGGUCAUCAUUCAAAGCGUUUCUUGAAGUUGCAAAGAGCAGGAGCUUGCCGUGGGAAAUCUCCGAGAUUGAGGCCAUUCAUUCCCUGAGGGUUAUAAUGAGAGAGUCAUUUACCAGCUCUAGGCCUGUAUUGUCUGGUAAUGGUGUGAUAAGAGAUGCAAAUGAGCUUACUUCUUUUGUGUGUGAAAUGGUUAGAGUGAUUGAAACCGCAACUGCACCUAUUUUUGGGGUUGAUUCUUUUGGAUGUAUCAAUGGUUGGAACAAUAAAACCGCUGAAAUGACGGGAUUACUAGCUAGUGAAGCCAUGGGGAAGUCACUUGCUGAUGAGAUUGUUCUAGAGGAAUCACGCGCAACUCUUGAAAAUCUCUUGUGCAAAGCCUUACUAGGUGAGGAGGAGAAAAACGUAAUGCUUAAACUAAGAAAGUUUGGUCACAACGAUCAUUUAGAUUCUUCUUCUGAUGUGUGUGUUCUCGUUAACUCCUGCACCAGCCGGGAUUAUACAGAAAAAAUUGUCGGUGUCUGCUUUGUUGGCCAAGACAUCACUAGCGAAAAAGCAAUAACAGAUAGAUUCAUCAGACUGCAAGGAGACUACAAGACCAUUGUUCAAAGCUUAAAUCCGUUGAUUCCACCGAUAUUUGCCUCUGAUGAGAAUGCUUGUUGUUCAGAGUGGAACGCAGCCAUGGAAAAGCUUACCGGGUGGUCAAAACACGAGGUGAUAGGAAAACUGCUACCCGGUGAAGUUUUUGGAGUCUUUUGUAAAGUGAAAUGCCAAGAUUCACUCACAAAAUUCUUGAUCUCUCUGUACCAAGGCAUUGCUGGUGAUAAUGUUCCAGAGAGUUCACUGAUUGGGUUUUUUAAUAAGGAAGAAAAGUACAUAGAGGCAUCCAUAACCGCGAACAAAAGUACAAACACUGAAGGCAAAGUGAUCAGAUGUUUCUUCUUCUUGCAGAUUAUUGAUAAAGAUUCGGGUUUGAAUUGUCCAGAGAUGAAGGAAAGCGUUCAAAGCCUCAACGAGUUAACUUACAUAAGACAAGAAAUCAUGAAUCCUCUUAACGGUAUCCGAUUUGCACAUAAGCUUCUUGAAUCCUCAGAGACUUCAGAGAGCCAAAGGCAGUUUCUGGAGACUAGUGAUGCUUGCGAGAAGCAGAUCACGAAAAUAAUCGAUGGCACAGACUUAAAUAGCAUCAAGGAAAGCAAGUGGCAGUUGGAAAUAGAGGAGUUUCGACUCGAGAGCAUCUUGGACACAAUUAUUAGCCAAGUGAUGAUUAUGUUGAAAGAGAGGAACUCCCAACUCAAGGUUGAAGUCGCCGAGGAGAUCAGAACUCUGCCUCUAUAUGGUGACAGAAUAAAGCUUCAGCUCAUUCUUGCUGAUCUUCUGCGCAACAUUGUGAAUCAUGCCCCGUUUCCAGAUAGUUGGAUAGGAAUCAACAUCUCACCAGGCCAUAAGCUUGCAAGCGACACUGAUCACUAUAUCCAUCUACAAUUCAGGAUAAUACAUCCUGGGAAAGGACUUCCUUCAGAGAUGCUAGGUGAUAUGUUUGAGACUCGAGAUGGAUGGGUCACGCCUGAUGGGUUAGGGCUAAAGCUUUCGCGGAAACUGCUGGAGCAGAUGAAUGGUAGUGUGAGUUAUAUUCGAGAAGACAAACAUAGUUUCUUUCAAGUGGAUCUUCAAGUGAAGACAAGGUUAGGUGUUGAGACUAGAGGAAAAGAGGCUGGUUCAAGCAUAAAGUAGAAAUUUUGCAGUUACAAAGAAUAUAAGCGUUCUUUUACGUUAUAAAUGUAAUCAAAUAUGUCAGUCACACGAAAUUCUCAUUAUUUUAUUAUCAAUAAAACAUAUCUUAACCA